Trichoplusia ni (cabbage looper) is the source of this 1251-nucleotide messenger RNA. RefSeq lists its product as uncharacterized. Bases 425 to 871 code for a protein of 148 amino acids. The record is from RefSeq and is a predicted model, not a curated record. NCBI's taxonomy places the organism in Eukaryota, Metazoa, Arthropoda, Insecta, Lepidoptera, Noctuidae. The transcript is spliced from 3 exons.
UCGCCAAUCACCACCAUUAUUGAAAUAAUUUGUUUUUAAAUUCCAUUUCAGGAUACUUUAAAAGUAACCGAUUUUUUUAAUUCCUUCUUUAUAACCUCGCAAACGAAGUCAAAGGCAAAAUCUUCUAAAACACACGUUGUUUCUACAAGUUUUUGUAAAACCGUUUUAAUCCCACCGAUCAAAAUAUUUUAACUUUCCCUCCACAUCUCAGUUUACGACAUAAUAUCCGUAGCGAUAGGGGUCAGUAUGUAGGCGGCCUAAAAUUGCACUUGCGCAAUAGUGCCAUGUUGCAUCCGUCAAUAGAGCCAUACCCGGGUCAGGUAGUCCGGUCUCAACAGCCUCGCAGUUCACCCCGAGCCCAACGAAAACCGUCAAAAUAUUCAUCCACUAUUACCGUUUGCUUGCGUGGCUGAUCCACUUCGAUAUGAAUUCAAUGAACGCUUCGGGCGUUCCUCAUCGCCAGCAGUGGCGUAACGACAUCGGCAUGCGGAACCUGCCGACUCUCGAUUCCCACAGGGAGACGAUUGCCAACCACCUAAACCGCAACCACGUCGUGGCUGGCACCAUCUGCUGCUCACGUAGCGACUGCGACAAGGUCAAGUGGGAGCAGCUCGAGAAGGUGUUCCGUCGUGAAGGCGGGAGCCCGAUCUUCCCGCAGUACAGCACCACGUUCCCGGCCUGCCGCGACAAUCCUGGAACCAAGAAGGAUGCCAACGGCUUCCCGGAGAACUUCUCUCCGGCCUACUGCCCAUGUGUGGUCAAUCGAGCCCACCUGGUAGCGUACUGCUGUGUGCGGCGUGACUGCGACGACGCUUCAAAAAUUGGCGGACGUAACGAACGCACCCCAGCGUUCAGCCACUUUAAAUAUUAAUUUUUAACAUUCGACAAUUCCCAAUCUAUGUCUCAAUCCGAAUUUCUCGCGGCUCUUCAACCCUGUCUCUUGAAAGUCCCUAAUUGUCGAGUUAGUUAGCUGCGAAGGUUGUAGGUUUCUCUGUGCACAUCGGUGUUUUCUGGCCGUAUAUGUGAGUGUCAGAAUAGUUUAAGCCUUUUUAUUUAUUUUCAGUUUUACUAGAUGCAGAGCUGGCGGAGGAAGCUAUGUUUCCUACAGUCACACACUGAUCCGCCUAGAUAGCAGGACAGGCUUUAUAUUGUUUACCUUUUGGAGUCUCUAUACAUUUUAAAACCUAUUUGAGAAUAUAUUAUUAGUAUCGUUUCAUUUGGCCUAAUUUGAUAUGAUUAUUUACUAUAAUA